AUGGAAAAGUCCAUACAACCUACUGCCGAAGAUAUCGGCCACGGAGAGAAGGAGCCAGGUAGGCAGCGUGUCCUCAUUCCUCCAAUCAAGAACCUAACAACAAUAGUAAAAUGGUACCGAUCUACCUUUUACAAUGCUCUUGUCCUAGGGCUCUGCAACUUUCUCGCUCCAGGCAUUUGGGGAGCAAUGAACUCGCUCGGUGGAGGCGGCGCUGAGAAGCCAUACCUCGUCAAUACGGCGAAUGCGCUCACGUUUUGUCUCAUGGUCGUCUCAUGCUUCUUUGGCAGUGUUGUUGUUCGGUACAUCGGGAUCAAAUGGACCCUGGUCGUAGGGACCAUUGGCUAUGCACCAUACGCUGCAGGCCUCUACACCAAUAACCGGUUUGACAGCGAAUGGCUUACGAUUUUCGGCGCCGCUCUCUGCGGUCUCUCUGCCGGAAUCUUCUGGAUGGCAGAGAGUGCGAUAGCUCUAUCCUAUCCAGAGCCAUAUAAUCAAGGACGAUUCCUUGGUUUCUGGCUGAGCUUCAGAGUCGGUGGGCAAAUAGUUGGCGGUGCUAUCAACCUCGGAGUCAACGCCAAGCGCUCGACUGCCGGGAGUGUCUCCUACACUGUCUACAUCAUAUUCAUUGCGCUUCAGGCAAUCGCUCCUUUUGCUGGGCUGCUGUUGAAUUCUCCGUCCAGAGUGCAACGAUCAGACGGCCUUCCAGUCAAACUUCGCAUCAGCAACAGCCCAUUGGUUGAGUUGAAGGCAAUGUGCAAGUUGUUCGUGAGCCGGAAUUACCUGCUGAUCGUGCCGCUCAUCUGUCAAGCUGUCUUCACCGAGGCAGUCAUGUUCAGCUAUCUCUCACUUUGGUUUUCAGUCCGUGCCCGUGCGCUGGGCUCGUUGCUGUCCGGAAUAAUGGCACUGAUAGCAGGCAAUCUCCUCGGCGCGUACCUUGACCAGGAGUGGAUUCGCCUGAAGAUCCGGAGCCGUGCAGCAUUCGCCACCAUACUCAGUCUCCAGGGAGGAUGGUGGAUCUGGGCAACAAUAUUGGUCACGGAAUACAGAAAAACACAGCCGACUUAUGACUGGGUAGAUGCGGGAUUUGGUCGGGGGUUUGCUGUAUAUCUUUUCUGGGUGGCUGGAUUCCAGUUGAACUACAUGUUCCUGUACUUCGUCGUCGGAAACAUCGCUAGCGAUGACGAAGAGGUCGUUCGCAUUGCUGGUCUACUUCGAGGCACGGAAUCUGCAGCUCAAGCCGUUUCGUACGGAGUUAGCAGUAUUCCAGUCAUGGCAAGCGUCGGUAAUAUUUAUCUCAACUUCGGACUGUGGGCAGUUUCUCUUGUUCCUGCCUGGCUCGUCGUCAGGGAGUUUGGAGUUUCCAUGGGCGAUAGAAAAGUGUUGCGAGAGCAAAGGAGGACUGGUGAGGCCGCAAAUUAA
Molecule: messenger RNA, 1419 nt
Organism: Aspergillus terreus NIH2624
Lineage: Eukaryota; Fungi; Ascomycota; Eurotiomycetes; Eurotiales; Aspergillaceae
Product: DUF895 domain membrane protein
Exons: 3
Coding region: 1-1419 (472 amino acids)
Source: RefSeq, a predicted model, not a curated record